AUGCGCACUUCAAACCUCUUCCCCCAUCUCCUAACAACAACCCUCCUCACCUCCACCGCCUCCGCCGACUUCUUCGUCUCCAACACAUCCGUCUGCAUGGGCGCGCGCCCCUUCUUCUCACAAUGCACACGAGGCGUCAAAGUCCUCUCCAACAUCUCCAACAACACCGCAGACCCCUCGCCAUUUUCCUGCUCGCACCUCAUCCACGCCGAAGACAACAACUACAUCCACAACGGCACCAUGGCGCCCGUACGCGGCGAUCCGUACCCAAGUUCCGUGGGAGGCGUGUGUGGUUCGGGACAGUUGAAUUUCGUGAGAGAUUGGGAGAGUGGGGAGUAUGUGGUGAAUGAUUUGCAGGGGAAUGUGGUGGGGAAUUGUGUGGCGGAGAAGAAUGUUACGGAUCCGGAGAUGCAUGUGAGGUGUAGUCAGUGGGUGGGCAUGUUGUAUUUUGCGACGGCGUUUAGGUGUAAGAGUUGGAUUUGUGGAUGA
Messenger RNA from Sphaerulina musiva SO2202, 489 nucleotides. RefSeq lists its product as uncharacterized. The coding region runs from base 1 to 489 and encodes 162 amino acids. Lineage: Eukaryota; Fungi; Ascomycota; Dothideomycetes; Mycosphaerellales; Mycosphaerellaceae. The transcript has a single exon. The record is from RefSeq and is a predicted model, not a curated record.